AUGUAUUGCUGGGGACUCAGUGGGGGAAUGGGAAAAGCAGUCGCAUGCGUUGAAAGUCUGAAGUCUUCAUGGGCUGCCACUACUGCUUCUGAAACAGCCUCUUGUUCCGACUUCUCCCUCUUCCAGUUCUCCCGAAUCUUUUCACAUGCAGCAGAUACGACUGUAGACGGAUUCAUUGUAAAAUCGCUGUCUAACUUUUCUAUCGUCUUCCUUCAACGACAGAAAAAACCGGCAAUCGUUAUAAUUCUCUCCAAGGACCCGCCCAUAGACAGAAUUCCCUCAAACCCGAUUCCGCCUCCAGGUUCCGAUACCCAAUCCAGCGAAGUACCUGUUCGCAGUCGACGGCAGAGCAAGCACCUGAAGAAGAAGCGUCGAAACCAGGACGACUCGGCCUUGUCCUUUAUUCCACACAAAAAGGCAAAAUUGAAGAAGAGCAAACAACCUGCAGUGGAGUCCAAGAGUACCGAUGCUCCGGCGGAGGAAGUGGACGGGGUCCUCAGUUUUUGCCAUCGCUUGGUGCCAGCUAACAAGACUUCAAAGGCUGCAGUGGAACUACUGUUUAGUAGCUGUGACCUCUCGACGUAG
Molecule: messenger RNA, 585 nt
Organism: Dibothriocephalus latus
Lineage: Eukaryota; Metazoa; Platyhelminthes; Cestoda; Diphyllobothriidea; Diphyllobothriidae
Source: the annotation of a GenBank genome assembly